Molecule: messenger RNA, 1383 nt
Organism: Fusarium vanettenii 77-13-4
Lineage: Eukaryota; Fungi; Ascomycota; Sordariomycetes; Hypocreales; Nectriaceae
Exons: 2
Coding region: 1-1383 (460 amino acids)
Source: RefSeq, a predicted model, not a curated record
AUGUCUGGACGAAGCGCGAUCGCGCGCAAAAAGGUCACCACGACCAAACAGAAACAAAAUGAAAGCACCAAUCGUCCUCGAUCUACAACUACGGUCUCUAGCAAUGACGACCUUCUCCCCGACUUCCCGAUGCCGCCCAUGGGCACAAGCGCCUCUUACCCGAGGUAUGCCAACCAGUUACCGCAGAUUCAAAUUGGCGAGCCAUCACCGGGAAUCCGGGGAGGAUGGAACCCGCCGGAAAGUCCAAUGAUGAGGGGGGACACGAGGCGAGACGUACACAUGAGUAAUCUGAUUACUUCGUCAGAUGCCUGGCCACAAAGGAGAGCAACACUACCAGAACAGAGGAUAGAAGAUGGAAGCGGCAUCGAGAGGAGCGGAUUACGGACGAUCCUAGACAAGCGAAGCGACGAUUUUCGAAAAGGAUUGGCAAAGACGUUUGCCUUUCGCAAGAAGGACAAAGAGGGGGAAAGACGGGGGAGCAGUGAUAGACCUCCGAGUGUCGCAAAUACUUUACCGAGCACCACGUCAAGUCAAGAGGAGGCCCAGACGCACGCUCAAUACUCUCCGAUGAUGAUACAAACAGCGCCGACACCGACACCGUAUGCGCCUUCUCAUAACCCUUUACCUUCGCCGCCCAGUCCGCAAACACUCCUGCCUCCUAUCGGCCCACCUCCGACGAUGAAGCUGCCUGCGAUCCCACAACCACCAUCCGCUCCGGCGCCACAGAUGAAGAGGUGGCUAGGCGGAGGACGUCCGGUUGGAAAGUGGAACAAACUCCGCAAAGAUCCGGAGCUUUGGGAUCCCAACGGAGAUGUUCUCAUCUUUCUCGGUCGCAAAGGCCAGAAGUUGCCGAGCUUCCGUCUAUCAUCACAUAUCAUUGAAGGCACCGGGAGCCGCCCACUCAUCACAAUGUUGCGAGACGGAUCGACGGAAGAAGACGUACCUCCACCUCUCUCACCAGGUGAUGGAUCCUACGGUGCAAAUCUUGGUCGAGGCUUCGCUGAUGAGCCACUCACACCCCCAGCCUCUGAAGGCACCAGCAUUGGGGAUUUUGAGGGCCAAAUCUCAUAUGAGAUGUACUUCCCCCCUCCUCGGAACCUUGGUCGAAUCGAGGAGCUUCGGCACCAAAUUACCACGCGCAACGUCUUCGCCUUGCUGUGCCAUGCCUCGAUCGUCGGUCUCUCGUUGCAACAGGCCCUUUCGGAUCUUCAUGCGCGUCUCGACACUUAUAUGCCCCCGUACAACGACAAUGUUGGUCAAAUACCCUGCCACGGCAGUGUCGCUCCUCAUCUGGGCCGAAGGGAAGGACGUGAGAUGGGCGGAUGGCUGGAGGCAGUGCUUCACGCAUUGCACGGGCAUGUUCCUGAGUGUCGAGAUGUGUAA